Cladocopium goreaui is the source of this 1890-nucleotide messenger RNA. Lineage: Eukaryota; Dinophyceae; Suessiales; Symbiodiniaceae. The record is from the annotation of a GenBank genome assembly.
AUGGCGCUGGCCCCUAGGUCCAACAGCCGCGGUAGCGACCGCAACGAAAACCAGGACCGAAACCAGGACGUACACAGCGUCUCGCGCCACAGCUUUUCGCGCCAUAGCGUCUCGCGCCACAGCGUCAGCAGCCAGGGUGCCCGGCCAAAGAAGCAACGGCGCCCAGCGAGUCAGCAACAGCGGACGCGAGAGGAACAGAAGGAAUGGACAACGCCACCUUUGAGAGAGUUGAUCCCCGGCGAAGUGCGCAGCAAAGUCCUGGGUCUCGCGGGGAAGGGUUCUGCUUUGAUCAUCGAGAUGCUGUGGAGCACCAGCGCCUACCUGCCAGCACACAACGGUGGUUUGAAAUACAAAGAGGUUGCCAGCAAUCUGAAGGAGCUCAUGGAAGGUCGGAUAUCAAGAGGGUUUCCACUUCCAGUGCUCACCAUCGAUGAGCCGGUACCCAUCAAGAAGCGAGUUGCCGGCAUCUACGAUCGAUACUCCGAGUGGGAACGAUCUUUCGGUUUGGUUGCUUCAAAUAGUUCCUACAGCUACGCAGCGCCCAGUCGUGUCGGGGCUUUCGAGGUACACCUUGUGCAAGGCAGUUGGGAUGCCCAGCUUUGCGCCGCUGGGCCUUUGCCAAAGGAUCAAACACAUCGAGGUCCACCCGUCAGCGGUUCCUUGGGUAUUUUGUGCUCUGCCUGCGCUUUGCGACACUCAGAGGGCGCUCCGAGUCAAAAGGAGCAAAGGAUGAGUUCUGAACAAGCAAAAGAGUACGAGAAGCAGAUGCAGCAGCAGCAUUCGUUGCUUCAUUCCAAGCUCUGGACCCGACGCUGGCCCGGCCUGCGCUUUUUGGUGGGCCGCAUUGGUGCCAUCCUCAUUCGACCAGUACCAGAUGUGGCACGGCCUGUGUCGAUGCGAAAAGUGGACUUCAAAAAACGCAGCAGCCCUUUGCUCGAGCGCUUCAACUUCGCUUUCAGCCGCAAGGCAAUUUCCUUACCUCCAGAUCCAGUACAGGCCAUUCGACAGGAGCUCGCAGCCCUGGACUGCCCAGCCGCCAAGGGUUGGUUCAUCACCGUGGACGAAGGGCCGGAGAUUUUGUGUCGCUGCGGCGGUGGCUCGCACCGCUUGGAAGUGGCACAGGUGCUGGGCAUUCUGCAAAGCCUAGGUUUCGAUGAUUCAGCCUUCCACUCUUUCUGCCUGGCACAGAAGGGAAGUUGGAAGGGGCAAGGCGUGAAUGAGUUCAUUGCCCAUUUCUUGAAGUUGGAGAUGCAGCACACCCUGGACCAAAAGCAGGAAGAGCACGCCCGAGAGACUUCUCGACGAAAAGCCCAGGAGGAAUUGGCGUAUCAGCACUUCAACAUGACCCAGCAGGGGCACUUGACAGAGCAGGAUGAGAUUUGCAAGGAGUACAAGAAGUCCUUCGAGGAUAGCCACGCUGAGGCAGAACGAAUCUAUGCACCUCGGUCACCUCAGGUGACUUUGUGCCUCUUCCUGGUGCGGCGCCUUCCCUCGCACGGCUUCGAUCUGCGUCGCUUGGACAGCGGCGAAGCGACAGCGGAGGAAGCGGCCCAGGUGGUGGCAGAGGCGCUGAAACUGAACGACGAACGACGACAGAAGUGGUCCGGCUGGUACCAGGAGGUGGAGAGCUGGAAGAGGAACGACUCAGAGGAGGAGCUAGCAAUUUUUGAGUCCAUCCUCAGCCAACGCCCUGACAUUGCAGAAAUGCUGGCCUACAAGGAGAACGAAGAGCAACGUUUGGAGCAGGAUAUUCAGAGCUUUGAAUUAAAGAUGCACCAGGCCUACCCAAAGCCGGAGUUCUACCAAGGGCGAAUCAACAACUUGAAGGACACUUUCCUGCGGCUGCUGGCUGACUACCACCAAACGGUGGCGGGAGAAGCAAGCCGUUAG